AUCCAACUUAAACACGAAAAUGUCUGAUUGGGAAGACUUUGCAGAUGAAGAUGCCGAUAUUGAGCAAACUCAAGACACUAAAAAGUUCGAAGACGAAGAACUAGUCGAUAAAGAUAAAGAAGAAAGAGAGGAAAAGGAAAGACUUGAAGAGAAGAAAAUUAUUCAAGCAGAAAUUGAACAUAAUAGAAAGGAGAAAAAGAAGGAUGAGGUCGAUUAUGACAAAAAAUUCGCAGAAAGGCACAAAAUUGACGAAGAAACUAAAGAUCUCACGAGAGAAGAAGUCAAAAAGCAAAAUCCUAAUUUCACAGAAAUUCAAAUUGAUGAAUUUAUGUCCAGACAAGCUGAAGAGAAAAUCGGAGAUGACUUAUUCGGAGGAGACAAUGAACCAGAAACCCCAAAAACCGGCGGAUUCGUAACCUCCUUGACCGAAAUCAAGGGUGAGAAGAAGUACAAAGACUUCGCUAGAGAUGUUGCUGAUUAUCUGAAAACUAAUGGGAAAAGUCCAGGACAGAUCCCAAAAUUCUUCAGUCAACUUUUCCAUGAACUCGGUACUGAGAUCACUACAGGAAAGAUGGCUUUCAUCGUCAAGGAAUUCAACAAUGCAAUUGACAAGAAGAAGGAAGAUGAGGAUAAGAAAAGAGAUGAUGAUAAAAAGAAAGAGAAGAAAAGUAAAGGUAAAAAGAAAGCAGGUCUCGCUGGCGUCUCCAAAGCCCAAGACACCGUUGUCAUGAACACAGCCAUGGCUAACGACAUGUUCGAAAAUGAAGAUUAUGGUGAAGGAGAAGAUUACGAUUAUGGAGGCGACCAAUACCAGGAUUAUGGAAGAGACGAUCUUGACUUUAUGUAACUAGUAAGAUCUAGGUUAAGGAUAUUCUAUUAAUUCAACCAAAGACUUUUCAUGUGG
This is a messenger RNA of Moneuplotes crassus, 904 nucleotides long. The record is from the annotation of a GenBank genome assembly. NCBI's taxonomy places the organism in Eukaryota, Ciliophora, Spirotrichea, Euplotida, Euplotidae.